GUUGCCGGUGUCUUUACCUGUCCGGUCCAGGUGAGUCCGGGGUGCCGGUGGACAUGGGACUGGUCUACUCUGAGCCCGCCUGUCAGUCGGCGUAUGACGGGGACCUUCGGCGUCUCUUCCUCCUCCUCAGAGACGACCCGCGGAACCUCAACGUCCAGGAGGAGGCCAACGGGGACACGCCCCUUAUCGCCGCCUGUCGCCAUGGUAACGUGCACGUGGUCCGCUACCUGCUGGACAACGGGGCCGACGCCCACCUGACCAAUAAGAAACAGAGGACGUGUCUCCACUACGCGUCGCGGCGAACCGUCUCCAUGGUCGACUACCUGAUGAUCAUCGUCCUCAUGCCCAUCCUCCUGCUGGGAUACUUCCUCCUGUUACAGAGGCAGAGGCAGAACGCCGCCCAGAUGGAGGCGCUGCUGAGCGCCGGCGCCGACGUCAACGCCGUCGAUUACAAGGGGAACACGGCUCUUCAUUAUCUGUGUCAGAGGAAAAACCACCGUCUGGUUCCUCUGCUGCUCCACAGGAAUGCCGACGUCCACGUCCACAACAACGAUGGGGAGACGCCGCUGGACAUCGCCUCCAGACUGAAGUUCAAGAAGAUCGUCCACAUGUUGACCAAGAAACAGUGACCAACUGGAGAACUGGAGGACAGUGAACGCACCACGAUGCUGUUACUGACAUUGUCGUCGGUUACAAGGAUCAGAUUUAAACCAUUAAAACACUAAAGGUUUAUUUCAUGUUGAAAAAAACAGCAGAUUUGUAAUGUAAGAUGUAAAAAGUAGAGUCAAACUGGAGAUAAAAGAGUUCAGUUUUAUUAUUUUAUAGCAUUAGUUUGUGUGAAUCAUCGUGUUCAUUUUAAUUUGCUUCUAAAAUGAUGUUUAAACAAAUUAUUGUUAAUAAAAAAAGAUGAAAUGUGAUGAUAUGUGUCAUUUAUUUACAUGUAGAGGAUUUAACACAAGUAAAAAGUGGUUUAAAGUGUUUCAGGUUUACAAUGUUCAGAAGGAAUAGUUUUAACCUCCUCAGACCCAGCUGU
This is a messenger RNA of Sphaeramia orbicularis (orbiculate cardinalfish), 1033 nucleotides long. It is a transcript of the gene ankrd22, whose product is annotated as ankyrin repeat domain 22. The record is from RefSeq and is a predicted model, not a curated record. The transcript has 6 exons. Bases 54 to 629 code for a protein of 191 amino acids. Lineage: Eukaryota; Metazoa; Chordata; Actinopteri; Kurtiformes; Apogonidae. Gene Ontology annotation, molecular function: protein binding.